Molecule: messenger RNA, 2252 nt
Organism: Petromyzon marinus (sea lamprey)
Lineage: Eukaryota; Metazoa; Chordata; Hyperoartia; Petromyzontiformes; Petromyzontidae
Product: E3 ubiquitin-protein ligase SIAH1A-like
Biological process (GO): proteasome-mediated ubiquitin-dependent protein catabolic process; multicellular organism development
Cellular component (GO): cytoplasm
Molecular function (GO): ubiquitin protein ligase activity; ubiquitin conjugating enzyme binding; zinc ion binding
Source: RefSeq, a predicted model, not a curated record
CAGGAAGUAGGGCGGAAGCAGUCGUCACCGUUAAAGGCGGCGGCGGCGGUGGCGGUGGCUCAGAGGCCCCGCUGAAGGAUUUAAAAAAAAAAAUUAAAUGUCUUUAAAAUGUUCCUCUUUUAUACUUUCCUCGAUCCCGCAAGAUAUCUGACGACGACAACAACAACAACGGCAUGAGCCGCCCUUCGUCAGCCGGGGGCGGCAAAAGCGGCGGUGGAGGAAACAAGCAGAGCCAGGGGACGACGUCUUCGGGCCUCGCACCAUGCGGCAGCGGCGGCGGCGGUGGCAGCAGCGGCAGCGGCAGCAGCGCCGGCAACUCCACCUCGUCCCCUCUUCACUCGGGCUCGCAACAGCAGCAGCAACAGCAGCAGCAGCAGCUUCAGGGGCAGCAUCAACAACAACAUCAUCAGCAGCAGCAGCAAGGCCACGAGCUGACGGCGCUCUUCGAAUGCCCCGUGUGCUUUGACUAUGUCCUGCCGCCGAUCUUGCAGUGCCAGUCGGGGCACCUGGUGUGCAACUCGUGCAGGCAGAAGCUCUCCUGCUGCCCAACAUGCCGGGGACCGCUGUCACCCAGCAUUCGCAACCUGGCCAUGGAGAAGGUGGCCUCCACGGUGGCGUUUCCCUGCAAGUACGCCCCGUCGGGCUGCGCCCUGGCACUGCACCACUCGGAGAAGCCGGAGCACGAGGACCAGUGCGAGUUCCGCCCCUACCCGUGCCCCUGCCCGGGCGCCUCCUGCAAGUGGCAGGGCCCCCUGGAGAGCGUGAUGCCCCACCUGGCCACCUCGCACAAGUCCAUCACCACCCUGCAGGGGGAAGACAUUGUUUUCCUGGCGACGGACAUCGACCUCCCCGGCGCGGUGGACUGGGUGAUGAUGCAGUCGUGCUUCGGGCACCACUUCCUCCUGGUCCUCGAGAAGCAGGAGAGGUACGAGGGCCACCAGCAGUUCUUCGCCGCCGUGCUCCUCGUGGGCUCGCGCAAGCAGGCCGAGGGCUUCGCCUACCGCCUGGAGCUCAACGGCAACCGGCGGCGGCUGAGCUGGGAGGCGGUGCCGCGCUCCAUCCACGAGGGCGUCUCCUCCGCCAUCCUCAACAGCGACUGCCUCGUCUUCGACGCGGCAGUGGCGCAUCUCUUCGCCGACGGCGGCAACCUCGGCAUCAACGUCACCAUCUCCAUGUGCUGACGUUGGCGGGUGGGGGGAGGAGGAGGAGGAGGAGGAGGGGAGUGGAGGUGGUCAAGGUCUUUUAACGCCCGCCUGCUGCUCCGCGCGCACGCUCGCUGUCAAACCUGCGCAGCCAACUUGAAAGGAAUAUGAAGGGAAAACGAAAAACGAUUCGAAGUCGAAUCGGACGCGCCGCCGACCCCGGGAGAUUGUUUUUGAUGAGGACAGCCAGCGAGGAACGCGGUCCUGCGAUGGCGCCAGGGAACAAUGACAUCGAAUUACAUGUUCGACCGUCAAUCCGUCGUCUGCGGCGGCUUCGUCAAUUUAAAGAUCCUGUCGGCGGGAAACCGCGUGGGGAGCCGCCAACUUGAACUUGAAUCCGUCGCGAGCGAGCGAAACGAGCUUGCGGGCAACUUGUGGACGUCGCGACUCGGCGACGCGAUGGCGACGCGAUGGCGACGCGAUGGGGACGCGAUGGCGACGCGAUGGGGACGCGAUGGCGACGCGAUGGCGACGCGAUGGCGACGCUCUCGGGCCCCCCCCCCCCCCCAAGGCUGGCCAGUAACAGCAGCACACACUGGAGGACGAUGGAAAUGGACGAUGGUGCGCGUGCGUGCGUGCGCGCGUGCUUGCCGGACUUAAUAAGCGCCGCUCGCUCACGACACAUUGCCCUUUCCCCCCGCACCCUACGGUCCGUUGAGGCUAUCCCGGGGAUAUCUGCGUCUUGUGUGUGCGCACGCUCGCGGGAUAUCUAAUUUUUAAGAUUAAGCUUUUUUCCCCGCCGCCACCCCCUCCUCCCCCCCCCCCCCCCUUCUUCCGUAACGUUUUAUCCUUUUCAUUGUCAUUUUAUUUUCGUUACUUUUACGGACGCACGAUGGCAACGGACGCCAGGGAACAGUCGGCGUGCAUAUUUGGGAUUGGCGUGAGAGGAUGAAAGUAAAACAAAAACCUACAAACGCAGGAGAUGAUAAACCCCCUCUUCUUGACGACAGCAAUUGGUUCCACGAAGCCGGUCGUGAAGUUAUUUGGGUCGUUGAGCGAGUUUAGGAAACGCACGUCAAAGGCUUAUUUGGUUACGACAGCAUCGAGAGA